GUUGCCUUCUAUUUCUUAAUUUCCCAAACCAAAACGCUACACAUUUUCUCCCAUUGCUUCUUUCAUCUUCUCAAUAACACCACCGACAGAAAAUAAUCUCACUAGUUCAUGAAAAUGGCCGUUGAUCACGCCUUCGCCCACGAGGAAAUGGUUAUCGAUGAGGGUCUAGGAUACCCAAGAGCCUAUGCAAAAAUAUGCCGGGACCCCAGUCUUGCUCCUUACAACCAUGGCCUUCCUUUCACUUUCAUUCCUUACGUUUUGCAGCAAAGUGAGAAUCUGAGAUCAAAGGAACUGGAAGAACUAUUCCCAGUUAUUGAUCCAAAGGCAAGGCCAACAGCUAAGCCAAAAAUCUUCAUCAAUCUCUUGUGGAAGCAGCUCAGUCAUUUAGGAAACGCCGGCUUUGAUCCCGAAGUAAUCCGUGUUGAUACAUAUGGCAAUGUCCUGUAUUAUCAUGCUGAUUCAGCUUCACCUCUCUCCUGGGACAUUGAUCACUGGUUUCCUUGUUCAAGGGGUGGAUUGACUGUUGCAAGUAAUCUAAGGAUAUUACAAUGGCAAGUGUGCAAGAAAAAACAUAACAAGCUGGAAUUUCAAGUUCCUUGGUGGGAUUUCCAGUUGGGGAUUUCUGUGAACCAGUUCUUGUCCAUUUUCGCUUCUCGAAACUCCGAUUUCAGGCACAGGGCAUUUUCCUUCUUGUUUACAGAGGGUGAAAAUGAAGAAAUAAAUGCUUCACAAACUGUGGAUUCACAUUCUUUCCCUCAGCACUUCAUGAAGUCGAAAGAUCAACACGGGCUUGCACCGGCUGCUGUUGUUGUAACUCGAAAGGAACUAUAUGAUUCUUCAUCAGCUUUGAAAUCACUGGAUUACAACAGGCAAAUAAGGCCACAGUCUCCUAUUAUUGCUGCAAGGAAAAUGAAAGGUAGCAUUUUGAAGGAAAAUGAAAACCCAGAUUUUGUUGCAAAUCCGUAUCAGGCUAUUGUCAUGGCCAGAGAUUCAUUGAAACAAAGGGAAGAAACAAACAAGAUGCAAGCCGAAAUCCAGAAGUUGGAUGCAGAAGUGAGUGAAAUGAGGAAGAAGAAUGAUGAAGAAAAGUUUGCUAUUCAAGACUUGGAAGCAGAACUGAUAAAGCGGCGGAGAAGGGCUGAAAAGUGCCGGCGGCUGGCCGAAGCACAAUCUUCAUACCGGACUAUGCUGGAGAAGAUGAUUCGGGAUGCCAUGCACCAGAGUGUUAUUUACAAGGAACAGGUGAGACUGAACCAGGCUGCAGCCAAUGCUCUCAUGGCAAGACUCGAGGCGCAAAAGGCAAUAUGCGAUGCAGCAGAGAAGGAACUCCACAAGAAAUUUAAACAACGAGAUGAGAUCGAGAAGCAGAUACGGCCCGAAUUGGAACACGCAAGGAAGAGGUCGAGAAUGGAUGAUACUUUCUUCGAAGGUCAAGAUAGCAGAACCGUUCUUUAUCUACCAGGAAUCAGGCCAAGUACACCUUCACACAAGGAGCUGAGAGUGUUUCUUGAGGAAGAACACAAAGCAUCUGUAGCUGGUUUAUCUUCAAAUGAAGAUCAAACAAAUAAAGAAAUCGAAGAGGAACUCACAAUUGCAGCAAAAAAUGCCUUCAAACUAAAGCGCGAGGUGCAUGAUAAAGCCAUAGCUGCAUUAGAAGAUGAAAUACCAAUUGAGCAGAAGUUUCAGAGGCUUGAAAUAAAAGAUGAGAGACAAGAAAUUCGAUUCCCCGUUGUUGAAGGAACUGAACGAGAGGAAGAUGAAGAGAGCCGGAGACAGCGAGGGAAAGGGAAUGUUGAUAAGUGGCUCCAAAUGCUGUUAGAGAACACUCAAGAAGAAUUGGACAAAGUAGAUGUAGAGGAAGCGACUGGAACAGAUGAAAUCAUAAAAAAUCUAGAUCAAAAGUAUCCACUGAAAGAGAAAGAGCUCGAUAUUAAAAUCCAAGAGCAGGCUGAUGAUAAAAAGAAGAAAGAAGAGAUUGUUGAUGCAGAAUGCAACAAAACACCAGGAAAGGAAAGAGUUCUUAAGAGGUCAGAGAGUGCCAGGGUGUUUAGAAGAAUCCCAUCUUCGCCAUCUUUGAUCUUGGGAGGUAUGAAGAAAGGAGUGGAGUGCAUGAGGAAGAAGCCAAUAGUAACCAGUGAUGAUGAACCAGAUUAUGCUGUGGGAAACAACUUCAUCAAAUCAUCCAUCAAAACAAUAAAGAAGGCAGUCAAAAUAUGAAGAUUUAUACCUGCGGAGCAUCUCUCUGACUUCUUGUUUGUUUGUUUUUUCCUCCAUUCUUUCAAUAUUAAGGUGAUUUAUUUUUUAUUUUAUGGAUCGCUAGAAGUAUCUCUGUCAGGUUGAAUAAUGAAGUGAGUCUGUAUAUAACAGCUUGUUGUGUUUGCUUAUAAAUCCUAGUAAGUUCGGUC
Hibiscus syriacus is the source of this 2405-nucleotide messenger RNA. RefSeq lists its product as uncharacterized. NCBI's taxonomy places the organism in Eukaryota, Viridiplantae, Streptophyta, Magnoliopsida, Malvales, Malvaceae. The transcript has 7 exons. The record is from RefSeq and is a predicted model, not a curated record. The coding region runs from base 109 to 2217 and encodes 702 amino acids.